UGAAACUUAAUUAUGAUUGCAUCAGCUUACCUCAUACUUAGAUAAGUUAAUUGUUGUUUUAACAAUAAUAUUUUAACAAUAAUUAUAUUCUGGACCAGUAUAAGGCUGUGAUAGUUAUUGGCCGCGCUACAGAAUUAAAUGUCAAUUCUGCGGACGAGAACAUCCUGAUUAUUUUUAGAAAGUCACUGGCUAUUUCUUUUCUUCCUGCUGCUAACAUACCAGAAGGAUUCUUGUCGCUUAAAGCAAAUAUUCCUGGUUUAUGUGCCUGCUCUUGAAGAAUUAUUGCAGUAUUACCAACAAAGCUGGAUCAAUUCAAUGGGCCCUGAGAAUUUUUCUUUCUACAAUGAUUUAGAUUCAUUCAAUGAUUCAGUGAAGAAUCACAUCCAGAACUUAACCAACUCUUUUGGAAAUGAUAGCAGUAUCUGGAAUUGCCUAAAUAUUUAUUUUAUUAAUUUAUAAUCGGAGUACUUUUAAAUCAGAGUAUUCGCUCACACAGCGAUUUCCAGUCAUUAAAUAACAAUGGUCGCAUCACAUGCACACCGAGAUGUCGGAGUCUAGUGUCUACACGAAAAUUGCGUCGACUUUGGGAAUUAUUCAGUGCUGAACGUAUGGAUUACCAUUUGUUUUUUGCCACUGCUUCUGGAAUUUUAACACCAUUUGUUAAUGAUGUUAUUCAUAAUGGCGUUAGAAUUAUUCAUGAUUUACGCCUUUAUGAAGAAAACAAUGUCAAGGUGAACGUUAAUCUAGCAAACCAAAACCACGGGGCUCAUUAUGUAGGACAAUUGGUAUUCGAGGAACUAGUUGUUGACAAUGUCAGGCUUCUGAACCAUCGUAUUCCGAGAGUUGAUGUUGUUGGUAACCUAUUAAUAGACAACAAUUUAAAUGGUAAUAAUGUUAAUCAAGAAGCUAACGCCGAAGCUGCUGAUAAUGCUUACAACGACCAAAUUCGUGAAGAAGGUGCUAACGAUGGUGGUGAUAAUCCCCAGAAUGCUGAAGCUGCUUAUGUUCAUGAAGAUGAUAAUGAUGAUGAAAUUCAACUAAUUAUUCCAAAUAAUGGACCUAUAGAAAAUGCUGGAGUUGUUCCAGUGGCUGUAGGCAUCGUACCGGAUGAUCGAGUUUUUGAUGCAGUCGAACACUUAUGCAUACUUUGUGCUGACCAGCCCGUCAACCGGUAUUUUUUACUAUGCAGGCAUCAAAUUGCUUGCUGUGGAUGUAUUGAAAGUUGGCGGGCAGUAUCAAUCGAGAGCGAGACAGAUUUUAUAUGCCCCGUCUGUCGACAACUCAUAAAUGAAGUGGCCAUAGUGACGGCUGCUGCUGCUGCCUAAACGAUGGCUCUC
Cotesia glomerata is the source of this 1337-nucleotide messenger RNA. RefSeq lists its product as uncharacterized. The transcript has 3 exons. The coding region runs from base 609 to 1325 and encodes 238 amino acids. The record is from RefSeq and is a predicted model, not a curated record. Lineage: Eukaryota; Metazoa; Arthropoda; Insecta; Hymenoptera; Braconidae.